AUUAGCUCUUGGCGACAAGGGCCGGUCGUUUUUUAUUUUCUUUUCCCCCAACAACUUUCGGGGAGGCGUAGUUCGUUACGGAUCCCGCAACGUUUCUUCAUUCGAGUCGAGUGGCUCAUUAUCGUCACCUUUUUCUCGAUCUUUCGUGCUUGACUGCUCUUAUAAACGUGCGCAAAUAUCGGCUACUCGUUCGAUUAUAGUUUUUAAUAACGAAUUUUCGGAUGACGAGUGUUAGUGGAUCUAGUCAAAGUUGCAGGACUGUCGGAACGGAAGAAAAAACUCAAGUGCGUCUUGAAGCGGAAAGUUGUUUCGGCGUCGGAACGGGGGGAGAGGGGGGGGCUAGUGUUAAUCACAACUAAUUGGCGAUCUAUUUGAAAGACAAGUGGGACGCAGAUUUGCCAUCAGCUCUAAAAGAGAAAUGAUGUUAACCCGGUUCAUAAUGAAGGGCUCGCUUAAGCGGCAAUCGAUCAGGAAACCGGCAGAGGCGGACGAGAAAAAUGCGGAUGAAACUGAAGAACAAAUUGAAAUGAUUGGGCCUAGUCCCAUGGAGGCCCAGUCCACGCCAUCUAGGAGCCGUCGUUCAAUGCGCAUUCGCUUCAACUUGGGUUUAAAUUCGACAACAAGUUCGCCUAACCACCGACAGGUGGCUGACCUUCCCUUUCCGGAUAAUUGGUGGACGGCAUACUACUUGCGGCGGAGGAGUGAUUUCUCUCCGCCCAGGAUGGUCCUCCGUUCCGACAAGCACGAUUACCGAAAUCCGGACAGCAAUUACAGCGACGGAAUUGUGAAUGCGUUGCGGCGGACGCUUUUGGAUGACGUGGAAGAGCUGAACAUGCAGCACCGACUCAACCCGUUUCUGUCCAAAGAUUUCCUCAAGUCUUUGCAACGAUUCGGACUCUUUCCGGAACCGGAAGAAGAGGAAGAAUAUGAGGAAUUCGACGAUGAUGGAGACAACGAUUUAUCCGAAGAAAUGAGGAGACGGACGACGAGCGACGCUAGCAAUAUUCGAUCGCAGACGGCCUCAAUGAAAGCCUCUUCAGACGAAGAAAUUUCACCUGAAACGAAAGAACCGAUUCAUCCGGUUGUUGAUCAUCGGCAAACAAGAGGUCACUCGCACCUGGCCAAUGCCUAUCGCAGCAGAAGGCUUUCGUCACCGCAUUCCAGCAACGUAACGCAACCUUUGAUGCAAUCAAGUAGAAGAACGUUCCAAAAACGCGUCCGACGUUGGACCGUCACGUCCAUUUCAUUGCGCUCACUUCACCGCAUCGCCAAACGCACUGGGGGCUCGGCCGAUUCCAACUACUCGCAGCCUUCAUCGGAUCUGUCGCUGGACGAUGAACGUGAAGCGCUCCGUCGGGAAACCGAACGCCUGGCCCUGGCCCAACUCGACAAAGCUAGAACCAAACCGGUGGCGUUCGCCGUGAGGACCAACGUGUCGUACGACGGGACGAUUGAUGAUGACUCGCCCGUCCACGGCAGUGCCGUCUCCUUCAGCGUUCGCGAUUUUUUACAUAUCAAGGAGAAAUACGACAAUGAUUGGUGGAUCGGUAAUCUAGUGAAAGAGAAUUCGGAUGUGGGUUUUAUACCCAGUCCGGUCAAGUUGGAGGCGUUGAGAGUGCAACAACAAGGACAACAGCAGCAGGUGAGGAAUUCACGGUUGUACGCCGGCAAGGCCUCGUCUUCGUCCAACCUCAGCGCCCUCAACGAUGUCCUCUCCAACAGCAAAAGCUCCAAUUCUCGUGGAUCUACACCGCCCACACCAGGAGAUAACUCUGACUCUAUGGGCGGCUCGAAAUUGAACAAGAGCGGGUUACCCGGUGGCGGCGCAGGUUCAAAGGAGAAACGUAAACCUUUCUUUAAAAAGACGGAAUCGAUCCCGCCCUAUGAUGUGGUGCCUUCCAUGAGACCCGUCGUGCUGGUCGGGCCGUCGCUCAAAGGCUACGAAGUCACCGAUAUGAUGCAAAAGGCUCUCUUCGACUAUCUCAAGCACCGCUUCGAAGGGAGGAUCAUCAUAACGAGAGUGAGUGCAGAUAUUUCAUUGGCCAAACGCUCGCUGCUCAACAAUCCUUCGAAACGAGCCCUUAUGGAGCGAUCCAACUCGCGUUCCAACUGCAUUGCCGAAGUCCAGGCCGAGAUCGAACGUAUUUUUGAACUAGCAAGAACUCUUCAGCUGGUCGUCUUGGAUUGUGAUACAAUUAAUCAUCCAUCUCAACUGGCCAAGACGUCGUUGGCACCGUUGAUAGUUUAUCUGAAAAUCUCCUCGCCAAAAGUGCUUCAACGGUUAAUCAAAUCACGGGGCAAGUCGCAAAGUCGUAACCUCAACGUCCAGAUGGUGGCGGCCGAAAAGCUGGCGCAAUGCCCGCCCGAGAUGUUUGAUAUAAUCCUCGAUGAGAACCAACUGGAAGAUGCGUGCGAACACAUCGCCGACUACCUAGAAGCUUACUGGAGAGCCACACAUCCGCCGAUUAAGACUCCACCGCAACCCACUGUGCCACGGCCGCCGGUAACGGCUAACGUGUCAGCCACCUCACCUCAACACCAUCCGGAUCAUCACGCACGACUAACAGCCGGAAGGAACCUCGCCUCUCCGCCAGCUGUCGAAGUGCCGGAAUCUUACGGGAGAAUGCGUAGCAGUAAAGUGGUGGCUUACCAUUCAACGCGAGGCCGUCCAUCGCGGAGUAGUGAUGUCGAACCGGAUGAAGAUUUGGGUCCGUCGCCGUUGCCACCUCAACAGCCGCAUCACCAUCACCACCUUCAUUCGCAACAACAACAGCAACAACAUCCGCAAUUGCAGCGGACGCAUUCGCGAGAUUAUGAUUCACGGGACUACCGUGAGAUGCGUGAAAUGCGUGACCCCCGUGAAAUGCGUGACUAUCAUCACCAGAGGGACUACCAGGAUCAUCAUCCGUCACACCACCACCAUCAUCAUCAGCAACAGCGACACCAACAGCAUCACUAUCCACAGCAACAACAUCAUCAGCGCGAUUGGGACGACGUCGAUGACCUGCCAGUUCUGCCAGUUGCUGGACAGUCCGGUGGGGGUCGGGCACUUCAGCGGCAUCAUUCGCGGGAAUCGGAUUAUCCGCAGUCGCCCGUGCCCCGCAACGUGAGGCGAACGCCAGCCAAUCCUAUCUAAGAAAAAAAUCAUUUUUUUUUUUUUUUCGUGCUCUACGUCUAACUUUUUUUUUAUUGGUCUAUCGCUUCAGUGAAUCCCUUGGCAACGCCGCCUCUAUCCCCCCUAAAGAAAAAAGUCUUUCCGUUUUUUUUCUCUUCGUCUGGUGCUGAACGGAUUUUCACGUGAUUCCAUUUCGUGAAAAGAAAAGGGAGAGGAAAACUUAGCAAGUAUACCAAACAAAAGAUACAAAUAACAAUAAGAUAAUUGUUGUUAUGUAUUUUUCUUCGUUUCUAUUUUCUUUGCCCGUCUUUUUUUCUUUCCCUUUCAAAUAUUCGUAUUUAUUUGGUGCGGUCGACGUCCCGCUUUGGUUUUCAGCUCCAACGCUCGGCGCUUUUUAUGUCGACGUAAAACGCGCUCAUAGUGCGGCGUUUGGGAUGGAAAAAAACAAAAGCGUCGAAUUGGAUUUGGGUUUCCCUCGUUUAUGUUGUCGCCAUUUCCCCGUUUUUUUUUUGAUUGAUUGAUAUCCGUUCGUCCUUCUCCCUCUUCUUAUCCCGUGUAAACGUCUUUCACGCAGCCUUACACACCCCACCACACCGAUACUGACCACUUUGAACUUGAUUUGAUCCUUUGAUGAAAUUCUAGUCAUUAGAUCAGCGACCAACUUUUCCCUACAUUUUUCUUUGAUUUAUUUUCUAUUAUUAUUAUUAUUUUUUUUAAAAUGGUAUUUGUUGAUAGGGAAGUCAUCGACCAUUUUUCGACUUUGAAAUAUUGAACUAGUUGUGUCCACACAUUGCGCGUAGUUAAGUCCGUUUGUCUUGACGAAGUCAAACGCGAACAAGCGAAAGUGCAGUGACAUUUUGGCAUCUCCGUUGAUGCGUAUAAGACGACAGUCAUUUGAAAAAUUCCCCACAAAUAAUUUUUGGCAAAAGAAAUGUUUUGGUGCAGUCGUGCUCGCUAUUUGUGUUAUUCAAGCAAUUUUGAAAACAACCAAAGAUCAAACCUUUUUCAACUCUAGUGUCCAUCUUUUCCCUUUCAGAAGCUUCUCUGAAUGCAGCCGCUUUCCUUUUUCAGACCAUUUUUUUGCAAAAGAAUCGUAUGAUUGAUUGAAAUCUUCUCUCUAUUUGAUUUGAUUUUCUUUUAAGGCACUUUAGUCGUUGGCUUUGUAAACCGCCUAACAUGACGCAAACAUUUGGAUAGGUACAUAUCGUUCGAUUUCGUUUCUCUUUGCGUUGGUGCUUUUCAAUCGGUCGUUUUCUUGUCGAUCUUUGUAGUUUUUCUCUUAUUCUAUAUUUUGAAAUAGUAUUUUGCACCCCUCCCCAUUUUUUUGUUUUCAUUUAAAUUGAAGUUGUUUCAUUGGUUUGACUUAUUUAUGAGUUUUCAAAUUCCCCGCCGCUUUAUCGGGUCUCGCUCGUGGAUGCCAUCUAUGAAUGGUAUUGUGAAGGAGAAGAGAGAAACAACAAACAAAACAAAACAAACUAUUAUGAUAUACAUUGCUGUAUAAAGAUUUAUACAUAAAGAAAAAACUGUGACGACCGUAGACUCCGGCAGUCCUGCCCUUUAUACAUAAAUACAAUCGCUAUUGAUUUUUAAAUUAUUUAAUUGAAGAAAAAAAAAUGGCUGCAAUUAAAUGUAUAGCUAUAUUGAUUUCUAUUUUAUUUGAAUUCAAUUCUAUUUUAUUUUUUUCUUCAUCCAUUUUAUUCUUAUUUAUUUGGGCCCUGAUUUUUGGAAACACAUUUUCCUCCUCGUGCGUACGUCUGAAUGUUUUGAGUGUAUGUGUGAGUGUAUUUGAUUUGCCCUCCCGAACCCCCCCGUGACUUUGAACAAAUUUAAAAAUUGAUAGAUCCAUGCAAACUGUCAUGCAAAAUAUUGACGACAGUAAACAAACAAAAAAACAACUGAUCUGAUAUAUAUUUCAAGAAUAAUUUGUCACUAAAAAUGGGUGAAUGCCCAAAGACGAAAACGAGCAAAAAAGAUAUCCUCACAAUUUCGUCCCUUUCUUCUUUUAUUUUUCUCUGUCUCUCUUUCUCUCUCUCUCUCUCUCUCUUUCUCGCUCUUUUAUCUCUUUUUUGCAUUGUAAAUACAGAUAAUGAAAUUUU
This is a messenger RNA of Daphnia magna, 5211 nucleotides long. RefSeq names its product voltage-dependent L-type calcium channel subunit beta-1 (gene Ca-beta). Bases 419 to 3136 code for a protein of 905 amino acids. Lineage: Eukaryota; Metazoa; Arthropoda; Branchiopoda; Diplostraca; Daphniidae. The transcript has 10 exons. The record is from RefSeq and is a predicted model, not a curated record. Gene Ontology annotation, cellular component: voltage-gated calcium channel complex. Gene Ontology annotation, molecular function: protein binding; high voltage-gated calcium channel activity. Gene Ontology annotation, biological process: calcium ion transmembrane transport; neuromuscular junction development; regulation of voltage-gated calcium channel activity.